Aureobasidium pullulans EXF-150 is the source of this 588-nucleotide messenger RNA. RefSeq names its product acyl-CoA N-acyltransferase. Gene Ontology annotation, biological process: N-terminal peptidyl-methionine acetylation. The transcript has 2 exons. Lineage: Eukaryota; Fungi; Ascomycota; Dothideomycetes; Dothideales; Saccotheciaceae. Gene Ontology annotation, molecular function: protein-N-terminal amino-acid acetyltransferase activity. The record is from RefSeq and is a predicted model, not a curated record. Gene Ontology annotation, cellular component: NatB complex. The coding region runs from base 1 to 588 and encodes 195 amino acids.
AUGUCUUCAGUACGGCCCAUGACACCAGCAGACCUGCUGAAAUUCAAUCCUUGCAACCUGGACCACCUGACGGAAACAUACAAUAUCGGGUUCUACCUGGAUUACUUUUCCAAAUGGCCCGAAUUGUGCAUGGUGAUCGAAGGACGCCACGGGGAGAUUGAAGGUUACAUCCUCGGCAAAGUAGAAUCAUCACCCUACCCAGCACCCCACACACCCUACAACCCCUCGCACCCGGCUUACACAAAAACCUACCCCAACUACCUCCCCUGGCACGCCCACAUAACCUGCCUCACCGUCUCCCCUUCCUCCCGCCGCCUGGGCCACGCGACCGCCCUCUCCGAAGCCCUAGAACUAAUCGGCGAGCGUGAAAACGCAUGGUUCGUGGAUCUCUUCGUCAGAGUCGAAAACACGGCGGCCAUUGAACUUUACAAAAAGAUGGGGUAUUCGGUUUAUAGGAGGAUAGUGGAUUAUUAUAAUGAUGGGAGUGACGCUUUUGAUAUGAGGAAGCCGUUGAGUAGGGAUGUGGAGGGGAAGACUGUUAGGGAGGGGGGAGAGGAGAUUAGGGUUGAUCCUGGGGAGGUGUGGUGA